Mytilus trossulus (common blue mussel) is the source of this 744-nucleotide messenger RNA. RefSeq names its product zinc finger BED domain-containing protein 4-like. Bases 1 to 744 code for a protein of 247 amino acids. Gene Ontology annotation, cellular component: nucleus. The transcript has a single exon. Gene Ontology annotation, molecular function: protein dimerization activity. NCBI's taxonomy places the organism in Eukaryota, Metazoa, Mollusca, Bivalvia, Mytilida, Mytilidae. The record is from RefSeq and is a predicted model, not a curated record. Gene Ontology annotation, biological process: regulation of transcription by RNA polymerase II.
AUGAAUGAUCUGUCCACAGUUCUUAUGGACUUAUCUAAUGUAACGACGUACAUGUGUUCAGAAAACAGCGUAUCUUUGUCUGAGGUCUAUCCGAUUGUAUGUGGAUUAAUAAGAAGAAGUUUAAAGGUACAAGAUUCUGACGGAGUUAUAAUUCGUAAGACCAAAGAUGUCAUCAGUGAUGAGUUGAAUCGACGUUAUCAACCAAAUGACAAGAAGACUGCCUGUUCCACACCUGUAAUUGCAUCACUCAUGGACACCCGAUACAAACAGUUAACUUUCUUAUCUUCUGAACAAAGAAAAACGGCAGAGGAAUUUUUAGAGGGUCUUAUCGAUGAAAUGCCUCUAAAACGGUUGACAGAGACAAGCGGCUCCGAUACUCCGCCACCAAAGAGACAACGACGACCAAGUGGAAUUGACUUUUUGCUUAGUAAAUCGCCUGACAAACCGGAGUCUCAAGACGAGUUAGAACUACAAAGUUAUUUACUAGAUAAAUCUGAUUUCAAUAAAUCUCCACUUGAAUGGUGGUCAGAAAACGAGACGAAAUACCCACGUUUAUCUAUAAUUGCAAAACGCGUGUUAGCAGUACCAGCAACGUCCGUUCCUUCUGAGAGGAUAUUUUCAUGUGCCGGACUUGUGGUUACUAAACUCAGAAACAGACUUUCAGCUGAAGUUGUAGAUCAGAUAAUUUUUUUAAACAAGAACAAGAUAAAAGUCACCUGCAUUGAACCCCACACAUCUGAUUAG